AUGGCUAGGGCCUGUAGUGGCAGCUGUAGUGGGCGUGAUGAGAGACUUAGCGGCUGGCUUCGACCCUUCUGGCUCUUACUCGAGUUCCGAACCAGACAGCGAAAGCUACGAGUUGCAGGAACCAAUGAGCAAUUCAUCAUCAAGUCCAAGAAGACCAUUGCGAAUAUCGGAGCAGUUGUUGACGACGAGAAGGAAGGUGUCGCCAGUGGAAAUGAUAGACCUUCUCAGCGGUGA
Perkinsus marinus ATCC 50983 is the source of this 234-nucleotide messenger RNA. RefSeq lists its product as hypothetical. The record is from RefSeq and is a predicted model, not a curated record. NCBI's taxonomy places the organism in Eukaryota, Perkinsozoa, Perkinsida, Perkinsidae. Bases 1 to 234 code for a protein of 77 amino acids. The transcript is spliced from 4 exons.